Messenger RNA from Cajanus cajan (pigeon pea), 2073 nucleotides. NCBI's taxonomy places the organism in Eukaryota, Viridiplantae, Streptophyta, Magnoliopsida, Fabales, Fabaceae. The record is from RefSeq and is a predicted model, not a curated record.
UCACCAUAUGCCUUGCAGGAAAAGCAGAAGGAGAAAAAACAUAAGAAAGAUAAGAGGGACAAAGAGAAGAGGGAAAGCAAGGAAAAGAGAGAGAAAGAAGGAAGGGAUGGAAAGCAUAAGGAAAAGAAGGACAAAAAGGAAAAGCACAAAGAGAAAAAGAAAGAUAAGGACAAGGACAAGGAUAAGAGAAAAGAUAGAGAUAAAAGUAAAAUCAAUACUGCUGAUGACAAAGGGAUUCCAAGACAAGCUGAAGGUCCCAAUGCAAGUAAACUCCAUCAAAAGGAAAUUAAGCAAGAUGAAAAGAAGGGUGUCUUGUUUGAGAACAGACUCACCAAACAGUAUACUGGUAACAAUGGGGAGAAGGCAAGAGAGAAAAAUCAUCUGGUUGAGGAGAACAAGGAUUCAAAGUUCCUCUUGGAGUUUGACCGGAGGAUUAGGGAUGGUGAUGGAGGAGCUAGCAAUCAAUUGGUUCAUAAGUUUACAAAUACAGACCAUAGAAAAGAUGAGGCGAGUGUUAGGUUGGUGGCUAGAGGUGGUGGCACCUGGCCCGAUGGAAAUGAAAAACUCAAGGAUAGGGGUCCUGAUGCUAAGAAGAUUGAUGGAAGAGGAUUACAGGCUGAGGGCAGACCUAUUGGAAAUGCACCAGUUCAGAAUCAUACUGGAAAUCUUCAUCCUAGAGUUGAUGGAAUACCCAAACUUUUGGGUAAGUAUUUUGAAAGGAAUUUGGAAGCAACAAUUGAAGGUAAAGAAAAGGUCAAGGAAAAGAAAGAUGAACAAAAAGAAAAGACCAAGGAAAAGGCAGAAAGAAAGGUUAAGGAAAAGAAAGAUGAAGGAAAGGAAAAAGUUAAGGAAAAAAAAGAUGAGAAACGGAGAGAUAAGAAGAAAGAUAAAGAGAAGGAGAAGAAAGGGCAUGGGAAGGACAAAGACAGGGAUAAAGAGAAGAAAAAGGAGGAGAAAGCUAAGGAACAUAGUGAACUUAAAACAACAGAGCUAAAUAAAUUAAUGGAAAGCAACAAAAUUGGACUUGUAGAUUCAAAUUCUUUGACACAGCUUUCCAAGAACAACCACGAGAAUGCUGUUAGUGGGGAAAAUCUCAAGAAACGAAAGGACUGUGAGUCAAAUGGAGUUCCACAUGCCAAUGACAAUAGGCCCAAUAAGCUUCCAAAGUUGUCUUCCACUCAUCCAUUCACUGAAAAUGGAAAGAUAUUAGAACCUUGCCAAAUUUCCAUUCCAAAUGCUUCAGUUAGAUCAGGAGUAGCCGCCGGUGUUAAGGUAGAAAAGAAAGAGUGCAAGAUAAAUGGUUUCAUUGAAGCUCAGCCAUUUGCAGCUUCUUCAAACAAGAUUCACACUGCUACUGUGCCAGCUGAUUUGGUAACUGAAUCAUCUGCAAAGCCACCCCAUCCUGAUACCAAGUACCUAAGCCAGGUCUAUUCAGUACCUAAGGUGCAGCAUUGGUCUGAUUUUGAUGAUCAAGAGUGGCUAUUUGGCAGCAAUGUUUCACAAGAACAAAAAUCUGUGUUGAAAUCUUCAGAGGUUGGAGAGACACCGCAGGUAUGGGCAGAAGCUCUGCACAUAGAACCAGCAGAUGUUUUUGCUCUUCCAUAUGUCAUUCCAUACUGAUUGAUUAUUUAAUCGUCACACGAAACUUCAAUCAAUUAUAUGUGCACAAGGAAACCUCCUUUGACACUCCGCGCUGGCAGAACUGCUGCACGGGGUAGGCGGAAAAUGAUUCCAAAUUUCUUGAUGCAUUCUUUUGUUACUUGCACACUGACAGCAAGUGUGAGUGACUGGAUUAGUGCGUUGAUCGUAAACUGUUUGGAUGGUGACUUGUGCAUGACUGAUUAUUUACUGUUCAGAAUUGGAGAACAUCUGUCACAAGCUGUUGCAUGCUAGGAGCAUUGCAUUGCAGAACAUGCUGGAGGUGCAGUUCUCAUCUUGUGCAUCAUAGUUAUUCAUUUAUAACACUGAUACUUUGUACAGGUUGUGGAGAAAGGAAGGGGAGAGGUACAAGCUUGUGCAACUUGUUUUUUCUAUUUUUGCCUGAGAGCUGAGAUGCUCUUUCUAAUUGAGAAU